This is a messenger RNA of Gopherus flavomarginatus (Mexican gopher tortoise), 1087 nucleotides long. RefSeq lists its product as uncharacterized. NCBI's taxonomy places the organism in Eukaryota, Metazoa, Chordata, Testudines, Testudinidae. The transcript has 2 exons. Bases 12 to 629 code for a protein of 205 amino acids. The record is from RefSeq and is a predicted model, not a curated record.
CAUUACAGUUGAUGAAGCAGCAAUGGGAGGGGUUUACGCCUUCUCCAGGAACUAACAUUCUAGACUUUGUAAGCAACCUACAAAACACCCUCCGACACUCUUUAGCCCUUGCUAAAGAAAACCUAAAGGAUGCUCAGGAAGAGCAAAAGGCCUGGUAUGAUAGACGUACCAGAGAGCGUUCCUUCAAAGUAGGAGACCAGGUUAUGGUCUUGAAGGUGCAACAGGCCCAUAAGAUGGAAGCAUCAUGGGAAGGGCCAUUCACGGUCCAAGAGCGCCUGGGAGCUGUUAACUAUCUCAUAACAUUUCCCACCUCAACCCUAAAGCCUAAAGUGUACCAUGUUAAUUCUCUCAAGCCCUUUUAUUCCAGAGACUUAAAGGUUUGUCAGUUUACUGCCCAGGGAGAAGAUGACACUGAGUGGCCUGAAGGUGUCUACUACGAAGGAAAAAGUGACGGUGGCGUGGAAGAGGUGACCCUCUCCACAAGCUUGGAAUGUCUGCAGCGACAACAGAUCAAGAAGCUGUGCACUAGCUUCGCCCCAUUGUUCUCAGCCACCCCAGGACGGACUGAACGGGCAUACCACUCCAUUGACACAGGGUUAAGAAGCUCAGUGAACCUGGCUGAUACCUGACCAGAGGACCAAUAGAGGAACAAGAUACUUUAAAAUCUUGGUGGAGGGAAGUCUUUGUUUGUGCUUUUUGUUUGGUUCGUUGUUUGCUCUCGGGGACUGAGAGGGGAUGGGACAUCAUUUCAGGUUCUCCAAAUCUUUCUGAAUCAGUCUUUCAUGUUUCCUAAUAGUAAGUAAUAGCAGGCAAGGCAGAUUAGUCUUAUGUUUGUUUUCUCAACUGGUAAAUGUGUCUUUUUGCUGGUAGGAUUUUUACCUCUGUUUGCUGUAACUUUGAAUCUCAGGCUGGGCGGGGAAGUCCCUCUAGUCUAUAUGAAUCUGAGUACCCUGUAAAGCAUUUUCCAUCCUGAUUUUACAGAGAUAAUUUUUACCUUUUCUUUCUUUAAUUAAAAGCUUUCUUUUUAAGAACCUGAUUGAUUUUUCCUUGUUUUAGAAUCCAAGGGAUUGAGUCUAAAUGCAGCAGG